Molecule: messenger RNA, 2494 nt
Organism: Rhincodon typus (whale shark)
Lineage: Eukaryota; Metazoa; Chordata; Chondrichthyes; Orectolobiformes; Rhincodontidae
Gene: eri1
Product: exoribonuclease 1
Exons: 8
Coding region: 219-1130 (303 amino acids)
Biological process (GO): exonucleolytic trimming to generate mature 3'-end of 5.8S rRNA from tricistronic rRNA transcript (SSU-rRNA, 5.8S rRNA, LSU-rRNA)
Cellular component (GO): cytoplasm; nucleolus
Molecular function (GO): nucleic acid binding; 3'-5'-RNA exonuclease activity
Source: RefSeq, a predicted model, not a curated record
GGCGGAAGUGAUGGUAUGUGAGGCUGACGGCGCUGCGAACGGUGAUGGAGGAGGAGCAGAAAGAGAAUGUUCCGAGGGCCGCGGAGAGCGGCCUGGGCCCGGCUUCCGGCUCAGGCCAGGGCCAGGAUCAUUGAGCCACAACUGAUAUUGUCCAUUCCUCUGAGUCCACAAGUUUAUGGCAUGAAGGGCGCAAUAUAACUGAUGGACAACAACUACCAAUGAAACCUACCCCUGCUGCCUACAUUAAGGACUUCAGUGACCCAGUCUACAAAGAAAUUGCUGUCACAAAUGGCCAUAUCAACAGGAUGACUCGCGAUGAACUUCGCACAAAGCUAGCGGAACUCCACCUUGAAACCAGGGGAGUGAAGGAUGUACUGAGAAAGCGAUUAAAAAAUUACUACAAGAAGCAGAAACUGACUCAGACAUUGCUAAUCAAACCAGAGUGUUCAGAUACUUAUUACGAUUACAUCUGUGUCAUUGACUUUGAAGCAACGUGUGAAGAGAACAACCCACCAGAAUACUUGCAUGAAAUUAUUGAAUUUCCUGUUGCCCUUGUGAAUACCCGCACCCUUGAAAUUGAGGAUACAUUCCAGGAAUAUGUCAGACCAGAACUGAAACCCAAGCUUACAGAAUUUUGUACCAAACUCACAGGCAUCACACAGGAAAUGGUUGACAAAGCAGGGAGUUUUCCAGAUGUUCUUCAGCAAGUGGUUGACUGGAUGAGAGAGAAGGAACUUGGAACCAAAUGCAGAUAUGCAGUACUAACUGAUGGCUCCUGGGACAUGAGUAAGUUCCUGAAUGUUCAGUGCCACCUUAGCAGCAUCGAGUAUCCACGGUUUGCAAAGAAAUGGAUUAACAUUCGAAAAAGUUAUGGUAACUUCUACAAGGUUCCCAGGACUCAGACCAAACUCACUUCGAUGCUCGAAAAGUUGGGAAUGAAGUACGAAGGGAGGCCUCACUGUGGGCUGGAUGAUUCCCGAAAUAUUGCACGCAUUGCUAUACGGAUGCUCCAGGAUGGGUGUGAGCUGCGAGUGAACGAGCGGCUGCAUGCAGGGCAGCUGAUGAACGUGCCAAAUAGCUCCCCAAUAGAAAGUGCUCCUCCUCCAUAUUCACCAUGGCAGAAAAUCUAGCCACCAAAAGAAACAUGAUGGGAGCAAACUGGAUUCCAAUGAGCCCAGUCAGUUUAAGAGAGCACAACAUUGUGACUAUUUGCUGGCAGCUACAAAAGACUCUAUUGUUUUCUUUAGAAACUGACUCCUUCAAAAGCACCGGCAGGAUUUUGUGCUACAUUUUUCAAUUAAAUCACAGGAUUGCCUGUUGCAUUCCAAUUGUGCUAUGAGGCUAGCUGUACAGUAUAAAAUGCUGAAAGGUGUGGGGAUGAGAAUUGGCCAAAUUCACCUUAAUCCUUUAGAACCACAAUUUUAAUAUAAAAAAGGACACCUAUGAAAACACUGAUUUAUAAUAAUCCAGCUUUGCCUUUUUAUAUCUUGUUGAGUUUAAACCUUUUGAAAGUAUUGUGAAAUUGUCACCUUUAAAGAAAGAUACUCUUAAUUAAUAGUUUGACAUAUGCAUCCUAAGGCCAUAUGAAGUCUCUCUUACCAAAAGGAAGCCAAGAAUUCAGCUUUAUACAGUCUUAAGCUCAUGACAAGGAUAUUUUUGUUUGUCUCAAUAGACUGAAGACCCAGCAUAAUUCCUCUGCCAUGCUAAUUUGCCAAAAUAAAUGCAACCCAACUUUAUAGGGUUUGACUAAUGAGCAGAAAAUUUCAAUGUGGUAAUUUGCUCCAUCAAACAUGGUGGGAACCUGCAUAUUUCAUAGUUGUUUUUCUUACUCUAUGCCUCAAAGGAACUUGUUCCCUUUUCUCUCUCUCACACCACUCUAAUACAUUUAAUUUUGUACUAAUUUAAAAUUUCUAGCAAAUUAUAUCCAUAACUUUUUUAUGCCAGUUGUUUGAACAUGUACAUCUGGCUGGCAUUUAUACUGCAACGCUUAUUAGAUUUUUAAAUACAAUAUUUAUUUUUCUUUAUACAUCACUUACCAUGCUUUAAUAUUUUCCUUAACUUUUAAAGGAUGCAGAAAUAGCAAUUAAAUUUCCUAAGACAGAGCCACUCUGUACUUGUUCAAGUGUAAUGAAGGCUGUCAUGCCUUUUGAACUUUCCAUCAAGCAAAAGCUCACAGGAGAGAUUCUACCCCCUUGUUACAAAUGUGUAUCACUUUACUCGUACCUCUAUUAAUUGUAUUAACCAUAGAGAUAAAUUUCGUUACUCAUUCUCACAGAUGGCUGUUGACAAAGGUGGUGGGGGUGGAGGUGCAGGGUCAGCACAAAGGGGCAUAACAUUUCUUCAGUCGACAUGGUUCCCUGAUAGGAGUGUGGAAUUUAUCCUUUGUUUCAUUUCUCCAUGUGAAAGUUUCAGUGGGUUGGGACUUGUUACAGAUGUUCAGUGCCUUUGUUUGGAUUUGUUGAUUAAAGGCUCAUUGUCAAAAGUUUUCUUGAAA